UGUCGCGUUCCCGAGGCUGCUGCUGUCGUGCAAUUGUCGCGUCUCUUCGCCGCCGCCGCCGCUGUCGCGAUAGCGCCGAACUUGCCGCCUCCUGUCGCGCCUGUUGUCGCGCUGGCGGGUCGCGGGGACGAUGAACCCCACGGGGCCCCCGGCCGCCUCGGGCCCCUUGGGCCUCACCCCGCGGCGGGGAGGCUGCGCGGGCUGGGCGGGCUGGGCGGGCUGGGGAGGCUGGGCGGGUUCGGGCAGGCGGUGAUCGGGCCCCCGGGCUCGGGGAAGACCACGUACUGCGGCGCAGUGCAGAGGCUCCUGGCCACGGAGCUAGGCCGCCCCGUGGCCGUCAUCAACCUGGACCCGGCCAACGACAGCCUCCCCUACAGCUGCGCGGUGGACAUCUCGGAGCUGGUCACGCUGAGUGAUGUCAUGGACACCCUGAAGCUGGGGCCCAACGGAAGCCUCAUCUACUGCAUGGAGUACCUGGAGGCGAACGUGGACUGGCUCCACGCCAAGCUACAGGCUCUGUCUGGUCACUACCUGCUCUUCGACUGCCCGGGUCAGGUGGAGCUCUACUCUCACCACGGCGCCGUGCGCAACGUCCUCGCUACACUCGGCAAGUGGGAUCUGCGCCUGUGUGCCGUGCACCUGGUGGACUCGCACUACUGCAGUGACCCGGGCAAGUUCGUGUCGGUGCUGUGCACGGCGCUAGCCGCCAUGCUGCACGUGGAGCUGCCGCAUGUGAACGUCCUCUCCAAGGUGGAUCUCAUCGAGACGCAGGGCCCUCUGGCCUUUAACCUGGACUUCUACACGGAGGUGAUGGACAUGAGCUACCUGCUGCAGUAUCUCGCUGACGAUCCGUUCUUCAGGAAGUACAAGAAACUCAACGAGGGGCUGAUAGAGAUGGUGGAGUCCUACAGCCUCGUGUCCUUCAUUCCUCUCAACGUUCAGGACGCAGAGAGCCUGCGGGCCGUGGUGCGCGCCGUGGACAAAGCCAACGGCUGCUGCUUCGGAGAGGGGGAGCGGAGGAGCAUUGGGGCCAUGAUGUCCACAGCCCUGGGCUCCGACUUCCACUUCCCUCAGACCCUGGGGGUGCAGGAGCGGUAUGUGAAUCCAGUGGGGCUCUCCCUGCAGGAGGAGCUGGAGGAGCUGUGAGGGGCCGUGUGCUGCCCCCCCCCCGCCCCAACGGCACACCUGCUGCCCCGUGCUGCACCGUGGAGGUGCUUGCGGGAGGGGGGGGGGCCCUGACCCGGACCGCCGGAAAGGCCACGGCGCGGCAUCAGGCCGGACAUUUAGGAAAAGGUCGGGGUCACCCACACUUGACCCCACCAGGCGGCGGCACCUGCCGGCGAACGGCGUGUGGCAAUCGAACCGGGGCCCGCCCGCCCGCCUCGCCGGCAGGUUGUUGACCGGCCUGCCGUGGCCGCCGCCGCUGCCCGGGGUUCGUGGGGGUCACGCCGACCGGCGUCGGACACAAGGACGGGUCGACGCUGCCCGAUGUUUACCCAGGGUCGCCACCUCAUGCGCUGCAGAUGGGUACGCGGCGUGUCACAGCAAAAGGAAGGUGAUGAAGAGGAAGAUGGAGUGGAUCCCGGGAUGGGGGGAUGAGGGGAGGGAGACGGGUGAACGCGUUGUCCCGAGCGAUGCGUCGCCACCGCUGCCGCUGUUGUGAUGCAAGUCUCCUCCUCCUCAUCAACAAAAUGAUCGUGGGAAAUUCAGGACGGGUGGCAACCGUAUGACCUACCUACCCACUCACCCACUAGCCCACUCUUUGUAUGUAUGUUGAACUUCUUUCGCACCACACGUAGCCAACCGCACUCACCCACGAGCCCACUCUUUCACUCACCCACUAAGUUUUGGAAGACGUUGAUAUUCCCCGGGAGAACAGCGGCCUACUUAACUAGGGGAUGAUCCUAUGAAACCCCAGGACAGGUGGAGAAACCCUCCCGCUCACUCUCCCACUCAACCACUUGGCCAAUUACCCAGUCACCCACACACAUAUCCACUGACUCACCCACGCAGUCAGUCCUGGGAAGACUGCGAGAAUUCUCAGCACAGCAGCUGCUUCCUCAACAAGACGACAAUCCUGGGAACCUCAGGGCAGGUAGAUAAACCCUCCUCGCCCACUCACCCACCCAUUGAUUCACUCACCCAGUCAUCCACUUGCCCUAUCAUCCAAUCAUCAGCCACACACACAGCCAUUCGAGAUAAUAAAUCUGUGCCUUGACGGAC
This is a messenger RNA of Lethenteron reissneri (Far Eastern brook lamprey), 2223 nucleotides long. RefSeq names its product GPN-loop GTPase 2 (gene GPN2). Gene Ontology annotation, molecular function: GTPase activity. Gene Ontology annotation, cellular component: cytoplasm. The record is from RefSeq and is a predicted model, not a curated record. NCBI's taxonomy places the organism in Eukaryota, Metazoa, Chordata, Hyperoartia, Petromyzontiformes, Petromyzontidae.